GGCGAGCCUGGGUGCGGCGAUCGGGUCACGUGGUUCCGGGGCCGGCGCGUCCGAGACCUUGGUGCUGGGUGGAACUGCAGGAUGAUGGUGAAGGCGGCCGCUUCCAUCUGAAGAUAAAUGUGAGAGCUGCCACUGAGAGCUGUCACGUUAUCCAGGAAACUGCCAAGUCCGUAGACCCUGGUUUCUCACACAUGAGCCUCCUCUGCCAACCUAAGAAAGGAGUUCCUGGAGCCAAGAACCCGUUCCCAGCGUCCGAGACCCAGCCACGACCUCACAGCAGCGCUCUGGGGCACGAGCGGAGGAAGCGCAGCAUAGAACGAGCUCAGGCUUGCUAAUCACCGCACACAGGGAACAGAAAAUGACCACGUUACAGGAGUCAAUCUCAUUUGAACACUUGUCUGUGGACUUCACCCAGAAGGAGUGGCAGCUGCUGGACCCCUGUCAGCAGGACUUAUACAAGGAUGUCAUGCUGGAGAACUACAGCAGCCUGGUGGCACUGGGGUAUGAAUUUAUGAAACCUGAUGUCAUUUUCAAGUUGGAACGAGGAGAAGCACCAUGGAUAGAAGAUGGAGAAGUUCCAAGUUCAGACUCUCCAGAACAAGACUUUCAAGUAAAUAGUCACAUGAUGUGGAACCAAGAUAACCAAGGGAAGCCUAAAAAUACGAAACAAGAUUAUGAAUGUGAUGCAUUUGGAAAAAAUUUCAAUCAGAGCAUAAACUUUGUUCCUUUAAGGAAAUCAUACAAUGAAGGUUGUUCCACAGACCUGGAGACAAUUCUACAUCGGACAACUUCUAUUGCAUUCCUUUUAGUAAAUGGACCUGUUGGAAGUCUAGUCUAUGAGUUUUGAGGUCUGUUGUAGUAGUGCUUUCCCUUCAGCUUCCCUUGUGUGCCGUGGAUCUUCUGACAGUUGUCUCUGUGGAUCCAUAUGUUCCUGAUAUUUUCUUACAGAUAAUGUGAUGAAAUUUGGGGAGCAGGAUGUUUAUUGAGGAUCAAUAAACUUACAAUACUAGAUUUAUCUGUAUUAAAAAGCAGAAUGUAGGUCAGUAGUCAUUUGAUAUCUAUGCUUGGGACCACAGUAAUGUGUUAUGUCAUUUAUCCCAGCAAUAUAUACCCAGUUUGUCAAUUUCAUUGAGCUUGUUGGUUUACAAAUACAGUACAGUACUACAACAAACAAACAAAAUACGGUACCAAGCUUUCAGAUGUUCAUUAACUAGUCAUGACCUAAGUGUUGAUUAACUCAACCAUGACCCUUGCAACUGUAUGCAUAUUUCUUGCACCUUGCUUUCAUUCUUUUUUAGUCUAUUUUCACACUCAUACAUAGUUAUUUUAAAAUAUAAUUGUGAUUACACUUGUGCUGAAAUGUUGAAUAGCUAAUUGUGGACUUAAGAAAGUGAAAUAUGGUAUAUCCCCAUGAGACAAAUACAUGCCUAUCCAUAAUUUCUGAAUACUUUACCUCUCCUCUUACUAUUUUUUGGCCUCCUUGAACUACUUGCAGUUCCUUGGAAUUACAUUCUCAGAUGCUUUUUGCAAAUCUUCCACUGAAAUUCCCUUGUUUCUUAUUAAUGCCUCUCCAAGCUUUAUGAGCCUGUAUAUGUAUUUGUCACUGUGAUAUAAUCAUCACAUGUUUUAUCUUUUCCAUUAGAAAGCUGGAACAAUCUUGUCUAUAUAAUUUUAGCAACUGAAGCUUUAUAUAUAAAUGUGAUUGCUUAUCAUAGCUAUGUUUUCUACCACAUGGAGAAGCAUAAUCUGCAGUGAGAGGAAAAUUAAGCCAUUGUGGAAGCAAAGGCAAGGGACAGUACUGACUGAGACCCAGAAUCUGGUUCUUGUCCCGAUAUGCAUUCUCCUCUGCCCAUUUAUGCCUUGAUCGCUGGGCUCUCCUGUGAGAUAGCACAGAUAUUCUCCUAAUA
Molecule: messenger RNA, 1907 nt
Organism: Myotis lucifugus (little brown bat)
Lineage: Eukaryota; Metazoa; Chordata; Mammalia; Chiroptera; Vespertilionidae
Product: zinc finger protein 84-like
Exons: 7
Coding region: 359-847 (162 amino acids)
Biological process (GO): regulation of DNA-templated transcription
Source: RefSeq, a predicted model, not a curated record